This is a messenger RNA of Gryllus bimaculatus (two-spotted cricket), 1327 nucleotides long. Lineage: Eukaryota; Metazoa; Arthropoda; Insecta; Orthoptera; Gryllidae. The record is from the annotation of a GenBank genome assembly.
CAGCUGUGCGUCGAAAAUGCACAGUGCACAGGUGUCAUCAAAAAAAAAAAUUACCGGUUGUCAUUGACGUACUUUUUGUCGACAAUGGAGAUUUAAACCUUAAUAUUGUGGGAAACGAAUUUAGUGACAGAGGUAGUGGUAUAGAAACGGUGCUUGGUGUAUUUUGUUCUGCUAGUGCUUCCUAAAAAUUUAAAACUUAUGUAAAAAAUGAUUAAAUAUUUAUCAGCUAUUGUUGUAGUACUUUUUGCCAUAUAUUUUUAUGGAUAUCCAUUGUCAGUUGUUCAAAUUGCAAUUAAGUACAUUCCCUUCUUAGACAAUAAUGUUCAGAGUAUUCAAGAAUCCCGAAUUCCGCCUGAAGAUGUUAGUGACAAGAGUACAAGCAAGCAAAUUUUGUUUACUGAAGAGACUUUGAAAAAGUACAUUAAUAAAAAAACAGGACUCUACUUAGCAAUUUUGGGCGAAGUUUAUGACGUGACUAAAGGAGAAAAGCAUUAUGGUCCUGGUGGGAGUUACCAUUUCUUUACAGGUCGUGAUGCUUCACGAGCGUUUGUUACGGGAGACUUCAGUGAACAUGGGUUGAAUGAUGAUGUGCUUGACCUCGAACCACAGGAUAUUAAGAGCUUGUUCAAGUGGGUAUCUGUGUAUAAAAAACAAUACAAGUUUAAAGGGAAACUUAUUGGAAGAUAUUAUGAUUCACAAGGAAAUCCAACAGGCUAUAGAUACAAAGUGGAAAAUAAAUUAAAACUGGCUGAAAGUGAUGAAAUAGCAAAAAACAAAGAAAAAUUGAGAAUGCCUCCUUGCAAUACUGAAUGGAAUGUGGAUCAGGGAAGUCGUGUUUGGUGCAGUAAAAUGAGUGGAGGAAUCCAGAGAGACUGGGUGGGUGUGCCACGAAUGUUGUACACCCCAGGCUCAGACUCCUACCGAUGUGCAUGCAUAAAUCUGGAUGAUGCAUCUAAUCAACAAUCCGGAAACUUAAAGGAGUACCCUGAUUGCAAUCCAAAAUCUACUAGCUGCUACAUCCAGCAAUGAAAAUCAUAAUUUUAGUAAUCAAAGAAAAACUACUCUUUAUGUGUAUUGUUUGAUCAUGAACAUUAAAAGACAACUGGUGAAUUGAAUUUUAGAUUUCAUCAUGUGUAUUUAUACUUCUCAAUCAAGUAGUAUUGUAAUGUUUUCUGCAGGUGUUCUCAAAACAAAUUAUACUGAUGCAGGACCACAUUUUUAAAUCUUGUCAUGCAUGAUUCUCUGAUAUGUUAAUGUUUGAAGGACUUUUAAAACACCAUUUCAAAGGAUAUCCAGGCUAUGUGUAAUAAAUACUUCAUAAAAAGAA